This is a messenger RNA of Klebsormidium nitens, 1573 nucleotides long. Lineage: Eukaryota; Viridiplantae; Streptophyta; Klebsormidiophyceae; Klebsormidiales; Klebsormidiaceae. The record is from the annotation of a GenBank genome assembly.
AGAAGAACUUGAAGGCCUGAAGGCUGAGGCUGCAGCAGGGUGUCCGACUUUCAGAUUUCAUGGGUGGCUUCAGCUACUUUGAUCAUAGGUACAUGUCAUUCAUCCCUAUCAAUCACAACAAGAUUUGAUUCAUCAGUUUCACGUUGGGAGAAAAGGGGGAGCGACUGUCGGGUUGUCCAGACUUCUGGUCCUGCGGAGGUGGUGCUUCGAAACUGGUUAAAACUCUGUUGAUCUGAGAGUGUAGAUAUUGUGCCACUGCAAAGAGCUGGAUAAACUUGGCUGAUUGCAGAAAAGUGGACAGAAUAGGACCUGGAGCGUUUGGAAGUGCAAGUAACUUUGGCGGGGUCUUGAGGUCCCUAGGAAGUUUGAGCAACUCUUCAAACCUGCGCCAUCCUGCGCCAUCAAGCGUGUACAUGCUCCGAAAUUCUGCAAUUCUGAAUUCAUCUGGAGUCAAUGGACGAUCUGAUAAACGCUCUUGCAGACCUAGGGGGCGUAAUAGCUGCCAGGGUUUCUAAGCUCCUUGCAGUACUCUCCCAAAACAAGAAUGCAAGUUCUUGGGGAGCUGUGGCUGGUCUAGCACUUGCUAUUAUCUGCGCCUGGAGAUACAUUGGCAAGGGUCGAGACUCGCCACGUUUGCGAAAGCAUGAGGGCGUGUCCAGGCUCCCUCCCGAAGCUGAAUCUCACUUUGCACGUGCAUCUGGGGUCUCUCAUUCAGCAACACAAGCAACGCACCGGGGCAAGGGCGUAGAGCAGACUGUGCAAACCCAACCUGCGCAAAUGACAUUGGCACAGUCGGUUCACCAUCGUCUGCAAGGGAGCCGGCGGAUGACUCUAACCACCCUAGGAGUGCUCUUCACGGAAACAUCCCCAGAAGAAGUGCAGGAAAACGGAGCCACCUUGCGCCCGGGGGCUGCAGAGGUGGUGAAGGAGUUGAGCAAGGCAUGCGACCUGUACCUUGUCACGCAGUGCCUCGAUGACACCAGCGAGAUUGCAGUGAUGUCGGCGCUCGAGUCUGCGGGGCUGUUUGCUCAUGGGGCCGUGAACAAAGACAAGGUUCUGUUUUGCAGUACACCUCAGGGCCGAGCUUCAUUUGUUCGGCAACUUGAACCAGACUGGCACGUAGACACAUCUGCAGACAUCAUCAAGCAGCUUGCGCGUUUUGUGCAGCACCAGUUGCACAUCGCUUCUGGCACUGGCCCGCGCGCUGUGGGGAGCGGGGUGGUCGCCGCGGAAGGGCUCGCCCAAUACUUUGGAAAGUCGGCCACAGUCAGGUAGCUCGCCAGGGUACUCUGUCGGCGAGAAAGGGGAGGUUUCAGUUGAUCUACGUACGAUGCUUAGACACAGCUUUCAUAUGGUAGCGGCCAGGGGCACCACCGUAUGCUGUGUGCUUAAGUAGCUGUGACGUGGGUUGCCGUUAUAAGCAGCUCUGACAACUUGAAGGAGUACUUCGGAAUUGUGACACUAAUCUCUGUAAGGGCACCAGCGGGUGCAGAACACGCAACGGUUGCAGCAGCCUAUCCGUCUCAGCGAAGUUUUGCCAUGCACUCAAGCGAAAUGCAGAUUAAUUGCAGCG